Vespula vulgaris is the source of this 4403-nucleotide messenger RNA. RefSeq names its product trafficking protein particle complex subunit 2-like protein. The record is from RefSeq and is a predicted model, not a curated record. The coding region runs from base 153 to 752 and encodes 199 amino acids. The transcript is spliced from 7 exons. Gene Ontology annotation, biological process: endoplasmic reticulum to Golgi vesicle-mediated transport; respiratory electron transport chain. Gene Ontology annotation, cellular component: nucleus; TRAPP complex; cytoplasm. Lineage: Eukaryota; Metazoa; Arthropoda; Insecta; Hymenoptera; Vespidae.
UGCAAGAUACUAUUCAAUCAAAAAAAUUUUCCUUUAUAAAAGUUUUCUAUUAAUGUAUUGUGCAAAAGUUCUGAUAAUAUGAUUAAAUGAUAUGUUCGAGAAAUUGGAUAAUAAAUUAGUAAAGUGCAACUCAUAAAUUAUAAUAAACUAUUAUGUCUCAAAAAAGUAAAGUGAUACAAUUGUAUAAAACGCUUUUGUAUAUGGGACAUGAUUAUCCAAAAGGUUAUGAAUAUUUUAGAACAAGGUUAAGAAAAGCUUUUAAUAAAAAUAAAGAAGAACGUAAUCCCGAGAAAAUUGAUAAAAUGAUAGAACAUGGGAAUUAUGUUAUAAAAGACAUGGCUGUAUGUGUGGCUGUUAUUGGAAAAGAUAAUUCUCCUAAGUAUAUCAAAUGUGUCGAUGAAGCUCUUGCUUUACAAUUUCAUUACAAAGUGCAUACAUCUAUUGAUAUUAUAGAAGAAAAGUUGAACAUAGGAAACAAGACAGCAGUUGAUAUCCGUGAUUUAUAUUUAGGUUUGUUACUUACCACAGAAGAGUUUAAAAUCUAUGGUUAUGCUACGAAUACAAAGAUUAAAUUUGUGAUAGUAUUACAAUCAUCCAACAUAUCAUUUCGAGAUAAUGAAGUAAAAAUGAUAUUUAAAAAACUACAUACUGCCUAUUCCAAUGCAGUCUGUAAUCCAUUUUAUGUGCCAGGCAGUUCAAUUAAUUCGAAGUCAUUUGAUUCAUCUGUGACAGAGAUAAUGGGAAUUAUAUAAAUUCAUAUCUUUUACUGAAAAUUACUUUAGCAAUGCUAUUGAUUAAUUUUUUUGACUUUUAUCCAUAAAUAAGUAAUAUAUAAUAUAAUAGUAUAUUAUAAUUUUCUAAAGUAAAGAGGAUUAUUAUAAGAUAAUGUUAAACAGGAUAUCUUUUAUUUGUAAAUUCAAUUGAGCUGUAUCAUACACAAAUUGGUAGAUCAUUUUUUUAUAUUUGUAUAAUAUAAUUUGAUUAUGAGAUGAAUGAAUGAAAUGAAUGAUUGUGAGAGUAGUACAUUGAAGUUGGUUACUCAAUGUUGUUACCUCGAAUAUAUUAACUACUUGUAAAAAAAUAGCAGUGAUAUAACAAAUUUAUUAUAUAAUUAUAUCCAGACAUACAACAUUAAGUAAACAACCAUUCAAAUGAUAACAAAAAUAACAUGUAGGCUAUUAUACAUUCUAUUGUCAUCAUUGUAGUGAAUAUCAUAUAACAUUUUAUAAAAUAUUUCUAUCAAAAUAUAACUGUACUUCAAUUAGAAAGUUAAAGCUUAUUUUUAUCAUUAUUUUAUAUUAUUACAAGUAUAAUUGAAAUGAUAUGAAAUAAUUUAAAUUAAAGACUAAUAGUAAUAUUUGUAGUAUUUACUACAGUACAUUUUUUACUGAUUAGUAUCAAUGUUAAAUAAAAUCAUUAUUUUUACAUGCAACAGAUUUUUUUAUAAUCUGACAAUUACAAUUAAUGCUCAAAAUAAAUUAUCAGUUAUAUUUAUGAUUGAUAUAUCAAAUCUAUCAAAUAAUAGUACAAAAAUAAAAUAAAAUUUGCAUGUGACGUUUUUUGUGUAAUGAAUACAAUAAUUCACUAUUAUGUUGCUAUUACAGUGUAAGAAGCAUCGAUGAUCGCUCUGUACGUUGUAAAAAGGAUGGUCUUGACCAUAAUAUUUGAUUUUUGUCACACAAUAAGGGUGUACUUUCUGAACAUCUUGCAUUCUGUGAAUAACCACCAUUGCUGCCACUGUUAUUACAUUUGAUAUUGAACAUUCCUUUAGAUCCAUAUUCACUCUGUAUGUAUGAACACUUCUUUAUCCUUGUUUUAUCUUUAUGUAGUCCAUAAUCAGGUGGAGUAGUUACAAAAUAUGAUGAUAGAAGUAUAGCCUUUGUCAUCCCUAUUGAUAAUAAAAGCCUAUUGGAAUAUAAAUGCAUACACUUUUGGUUCAAUAUGAUAUAAGAAAAUAAAAAUAAAAAAUAUAUAUUCAUAUUUCAAGUGCAAGAUAUUUGUCUAUAAUGGCAAAUAGAAGUAGCAUAUCUAUGAAAUAUUUCAUGCAUUUAGUUUUCACAUACAUGUUAAUUAUCUUCAUACUGUUACUUUAAUUAAAACAGUGCUAGUUUUGUAUAUUAAAAAAAUAUUGUGCCUUUAAAUAUAAAGUAAUAAUACUUUUUGAAGCAACAGUGUAUGCUAUGCUAAAAUACUUCAGUUAAGAUCAACAAUGAUACUGUGCACGAAUUUCUAAUUAUAAAUCAACUAAUUAUUAAUUAACUAAUUAAAUUAACAAAUAAACAAACAAUCGGAUACAAUAUAAUAAAUAAGCAUAAUUGAAGGAUAGCAUUUUGUAUGCAUAUGGUUUCAUAAUUUAUGUGGAUGAUAAGUUCAGAAAUAUUGACAAUACAUCUAUCACAGUUACUGUUAAAAUACAUGGAUUGCAAACUGAUAAUACUCUGAGUAAUUAUAUAAAAGAUAUGAUUAAAAUUUGAACUAAUUUACUAAUUAUAAUUUAGAAGUGAUUAAAAUAAAACUAAUUUGCUUAACAAUUCUACUACGCUUAGAUUACGCGAUAACGAUUAAUUGACGUUACUCCCUAUGCUCUCUAUUGAAAACAUUAGUAUUUAAUUACUUUUUACAUACGUCAGCUUUUAAACAUUAUUAAAUUAUUUUUGAUAAGCGAGAGUUUUGAUAAGCAACAGAGAAAUACUAUAUUUUUGCACAGAAUAAUAUAUCUAUAAAAUGCCUCAUUACUUGUUACGCCGAAUACCGUUGAUUUGAUAAUACAUGAAUAUCUGUUUUACCGACCAUUUUGGCAAGUUGAUUUUGCCGUUGGUUCUUCGGUAAUUGAAUCAGCAUCGUUUUCAGUAUCUUUUUCCUUAACACAUUUUAUUAAAAACAUAGUCAAUGCCCCAAUUAUUGGCGGUACUCCAGCCAAUAAGAAAGGCAAAUCGUAAGAACCUGUAGAACAAAAUAAAAUGCGUUAAUACGCUAAUGAAUGAUUAAUAAUAAAAUAUCGUUUUAAAAAUAAAGAAUAAAUUAAUUUACCGGUAUGAUCGUAUAAAAGACCAGCGAUUGGUGGUCCUACUGUCAAAGGUAUAGAACACAUUCCUAAUAAAAAUCCAAUUGCUUGAGUUGCACCCUCGCGACCACAAAUGUCAAAAGCAAUUGGACCUAAUAGCGAUAUGAAACAUCCAUCGAAUAAUCCCAUACUCAAAGAAAUGAGUAGUAAAAUAUUAAAAGAUGGUGUUACCGUGAGUAACAUCGUGAGGAUACCAAUGCUUAAAAAUGAUAUCUAAAUAAAUAGAAAUUGUUUUGUCAUUGCUAUCUUUUAUCUAUGUAUAUAUUAUUCAUGGUGCAAUGAUAGUAAAGUAUUAUACCUGUUGCAGUAAUAUUCUGUUUACUUUAGGCAAAUCAGCAAUAUAACCAAAUAUUAAUCGACCUAUUCCAGAUGUAAUGCCAAUACACAUGACCGGUAAUUUCCCGUCUGAAUCUUUAAAUGUGGUUGCUACGAAUUUUCCGAUAUGUACGUACGGUACAAAAUAUCUAAAAAAUAUAUAAGGUAUUAGAAAAAAUUUUUCGAUAUAUUAGAUAAUUAUCUAAGUAUCAUUUAUUCUUAUCAAUAAUUGCGCAAUUACCCGAACAAGGCAAGGGGGAUGGAAACAGCCCAUACGACGUAUCGCUGUCUUUUCCAAAUCGAUAAAUUAAUAACUUCCUUCAAACGAUGCCGAAAAUUCAUUUUCCGUGGUGAUUGGCAUCGCGGAGGUUUAUUAACUGGAAAAUAUCAUUUUAUCGUAAUUUCUUUUUGUUUCACAAAAUUAUUCCAACUCUAUCAUUAAUUUUACUCACGUGGUAUCGGUUUGAAAAGUAGCGCGCAAAGCAUGACAACUGCAGUUAACGCUGCCAAACUCCGAAAUGUUCCUUCUAAUCCGAAAUGUCGAAGAAGAGUUUCCAUCAGAUAUGGUAUAAGCGUCGUAAAUAUGGAACUUCCAGCCGUGACAAUUCCAUUUACUAAUCCCAGAUAUUUUUUAAAAUAAUGCCCUAAUAUCACUAAGCUCGGUGUGUAAGCAAGACUCGCGCCGAGUCCAUACAUCACGCCAUAGGUCAUAUACAAUAAUUCUACCUAAAAUAGACGAUCAUAGAAAUCUCAAAACCGAAUUUGAAUGUAAUACAAUUUUUUAUUACAAGAUGAUGAGAUUUAUCCUAAUCAAGGAAGUUACCUUGUCGGAAAGCAUUGAAGAAAGAAGCAUACCACUCGACGCUAUUGCACCUCCUAAAAAUGUGGUCAUCUGAAUACCGAUUUUAUCAGUGAGGAUACCAGCGAUUGGUGAUAAGAAAAAUGUUGUACCAAUGGUCAAUGAUCCGACUAGAGCUGUUAAAUAUAAGAAAAAAAAAUAUAUCCACGAAAUGUUUUAAAAUUA